AUGGGCAGCUUUGCAAGACGCAACGAAGGAAACGACAGCUACCUUAUGAACCAGCAGCUAGCAGUCCCGGGAACUUAUAGCCACUCUCAUGGAUUGCCAACGGCGAACCAUGAGUUCAAUGCAACGGGAUCCGGCUCGUACCACUUCCCUCAGCACUCUUUCAAUCCAUAUGGAUCUCAAUUUGGCCCGUCCUAUGGCCAUCACUCAAGUUUGACCCCGAUGCAACAUAUGCAGUAUCCAUCGGACCAUACCAUUCCCUCAAUGUCCACCUCGGAUGACAUGAGACUACAGCACCCUCCUUCGCAGUAUAUGCCACCAUCCCGGUAUCUACAAGCACCUAGAUAUCUCCCAUUGCGCGAUGCCCUUGGUGAAACAGAGAUUGAAGACCAGGAGUCUCACAAUGAGAACGCUAUGCUGUCGGAACCCGUUUUGCCCCCACUGGAUGGCUUUCCUGAUGUGAAGGAUUUCGAUCAAUUGAUGCAGAGCUAUGUCGAUGAUCUAUCGGUAAAGAAGCAGGAUAAGGCAUUGAUCCAUGCUAAAAGAGCACGAAACAUCAAGAAUGUGCUGAAUGACCCCAAGGACACGGCAAUUGAGUCUGCACAGUUCCGAUUCUGGGUCAAGAAGAUGUUCAAGCUCCAGACUGUCGGUAUGGGAACAGACGAUUGCCGCAAAAUGAUCUGCCAUGAAGGAAAGCCUGUCGCCAUUCGAGAGAAACUAUUCAAAAUCCUCACCAAAGCCCAUCAGCAAUGCCAGCACGGCGGUCGAGACAAGACCUCGGCACAAGUCCGACGCAUCUAUUCAUGGGUGCCUAAGGAGCUUAUCUCCCGCUUUGUGAAGAUCUGCCCGACGUGCCAAGUUCGCCGCGGGGGCUCGCGCCUGACGCCGCCCAAUUCCCGGAGAGGCUCGCCUCGUCUGGAGAUGGUAUCCCGAUCUCCAAAGCUGCCAUCGCCGCCAAGAUCUAGACGGGAGUCUACAUUCGGAGGCCAGGUAGCGCUUGACAGAGCCCAGUCGGACUACUACACCCAACUACACGGCCACAGUGGUGGCUGGAUGGACAACCACGGAAGUAUUCAAAGCCGCUCUGCAUUGGGCACUGGCGUGCGCACUCCUCAUGGGUUGAGUACUAUUCCGCACUCGAUUGCUGGAACGUUAGAUCCGUUCUCAGGUGAAUUGUCCGUGCCGCCCUCGCAGCUAAGCUACUCGACAAACUAUGUCCCAAAUUAUGGGGCACCGAAUCAGCGUGAUUUCUAG
Molecule: messenger RNA, 1251 nt
Organism: Penicillium taxi
Lineage: Eukaryota; Fungi; Ascomycota; Eurotiomycetes; Eurotiales; Aspergillaceae
Product: integrase zinc binding domain-containing protein
Exons: 5
Coding region: 1-1251 (416 amino acids)
Source: RefSeq, a predicted model, not a curated record